This is a messenger RNA of Dothidotthia symphoricarpi CBS 119687, 3767 nucleotides long. RefSeq lists its product as uncharacterized. The coding region runs from base 289 to 3537 and encodes 1082 amino acids. Gene Ontology annotation, cellular component: cytosol. Lineage: Eukaryota; Fungi; Ascomycota; Dothideomycetes; Pleosporales; Dothidotthiaceae. Gene Ontology annotation, molecular function: FMN binding; oxidoreductase activity, acting on the aldehyde or oxo group of donors; sulfite reductase (NADPH) activity. The transcript has a single exon. The record is from RefSeq and is a predicted model, not a curated record.
CGUCAACGCGACAAUCCGCAAUUCGCCCUCUCUCGCCCGAACAAAGUGUAGAGGCCUCCAAUCAUGGAACAAGGAAUUGAUUGCGUAUUCCUAAUCCGCCUCGGCUGGACUUGCGCCGAUGUCGCUAUGUCUUUGCGUAGUUUCUCGUUGAAGGCGCAACUGCAAUUCACUCACAUUUCCCCGCGGUGAGACCUCAAGAGAGUUUUCGCCUGCUCUCAGUCUCUCGUAUAUUGAAGAGGGAUUUAUAGUAGAUCUGUAGAGAGAUCUUUACACAUACUGUCUUUCAAGAUGCACAACCAGCAGACCGAGUCCGCUGGGCCGGGCGCCACCGAGCCGAACACACCCAAGAACUUCGUCAAGAAGUCCUCGAGCCUACCAUUCGGCCAGGAUCUCGCCCUCGAAUCGAUCAGCGGCCCCACGUACCUCACAGCCCAGACGCUCGUACAGCAGGUCGCAUACACGCUCUCGGACAAGAUCUUUGCGUACUCUGCCGAGUCGUUCGACUUGGAUGUGGCAGUCAAGUACUGGCAAGAGCAGGGCGAGAAGAAUGCUUUUGGAUACCAGACGGGUGUCUCGUCUCUGGAGACAAGAACGGGCGCUGGUGCCAUUGCGCUAGGGUACAUGUUCUCCAAAGACUUCGACCUGAAGAAGCGCCACAUCCCGCAGUCGAUUGUCGCCUCUUCGUCGACAUUGGACUACCUCCGCUCGACACUCGAUCAGCUAUCCGCUCUGUACUCAGUGGCCAACCCGCUCACUGCACACAUCGCCGCCGUCGAUUACUCGGCCAACUCGAAUGCGGGACUUGUGACCGACUAUGUCUCCUCUCUUACACUCGCCGAGGACCUUGGACUGGGUCUCGUCUGCAGCCCGUCUGUCUUCGAGACGCAGCACAUGUCGCUGUUCGCCACCCUGCUCUCGAGCAUCCUCCCCACCAUCCACACCUACGACGGCAUCAGCGUUGGACGCGAAACAGCUAGGCUGGUCGAUACACUAGACCAGACCAGACUAUACAAUAGCUACCAGGCUGUCCUGAAGGCUGUCUCGGACGUGGACAAGAAGCACUCGGACAAUGCUGGCCGUGUCGUUCGUCUGCUCCAAGCUUUCAACGACGAGUUCGGCGAGGACUACAAGCUCUUCGACUACUAUGGCCACGAGGAGCCUGAGAGCGUCCUUGUUGUCUUUGGUACUGUCGAGGCAUCGCUGACCGCCCAGGUCGCCAACGCCUUGUCCAAGGAUGGCGACAAGGUUGGUGUCAUCAACGUGCGCGUCUACCGCCCAUUCGUCGAGGAGGCUUUCCUCGAGGUGCUUCCCAAGAGCACUCAGCGCAUCGCUGUUCUUGGUCAGGUCAAGGACGAGACCGCCGUGUUGGACACUGCCGAGUACUCCAAGCUCUACUCGGAUGUCUUGGCGGCCAUCCAAUUCGCGUUCGAGAGAAACAUUGAGGUAUCCGACGUUAAGUACUCUCGCGAGCAAGUCUGGACCCCAAGCAACAUCUUGGACGUCUUCCGUCAGAUCUACAGCGAAAAGACACAGUCUGAGGUGCGCUCUUAUGUCGACAUCCUGAACACUGCGGAUGUCAAGCAGUACACUUUCUGGAAUCUUGAUGAGUCGCCGGCUGCCAAUGCCCCAGUUGUUGUUGGCAAGCUUCUUUCAUCCGACUCCUCGAAGAACGUCUUUGUCCGAAAUGGCCAUGACAACCUUGUUGGUGGAGGUGUCACUCGUACUGAUAUUCGUAACGCCGAUUACACCAUUGAGGCCCCCUACUCCGUUGAGCAGGCUGACAUCGCCUUCAUUGGCGAUCUGACAAUUCUGCAGCACUUCGACGUCCUCAACGGUGUCAAGUCCGACAGCUCUAUCAUCGUCAAACUUCCUGGAGUUAAGAAUGAGGACGUCGAGAACAAGCUGUCACCUGCUUUCCGCAAGGCUCUUGUCGAAAAGGACGUUCAACUUUUCGUGCUUGACCCUACCCUCUCGGAGGCUGUCGCUGAGGACUCUUCCCUCGAGACCUAUCUCACACAGUUGGCUUUCCUGAAGGUCGCUCGCGACGACCUCUUGGCCUCUGGCCUGUCCAAGCUGGCUGCUAUCAAUGGUAGCUCUGAGGUCUUCGAGAAGCUUACCCAGCAGCUGGAGUCCGCCCUUCGUGAGGUCGAGGUUCCUGCUGCUUGGAGCACUGUCGAGGAUGAUGUCGAGCCCAUUCAACUCCCGGCUGACAUCAACGUCAACAGCUUCGCGCCCUUUGACCGUAUUGAGCCUGAACCCCCGACACUCCUCAAGGACUGGACUAUCGCAGCCAAGGGUCUCGCCUUCAAGGAGGCCUUUGGUACGGAGACUCGUCUCCGCCCUGACUUGGGAAUUAAGACUGCUGUUGUUACUGUCAAGGAACACCGCCGUCUUACGCCGCUCACAUACGACCGCAACAUCUUCCACAUCGAGUUCGACCUUGGCAAUUCUGGUGUUACGUACGCCAUCGGCGAAGCCCUUGGUAUCCACGCCGAAAACGACAAGGAGCAAGUCGAAACCUUCAUCAAAUGGUACGGCCUCAACCCCGAUGAAGUUGUUGAAGUGCCAUCCCGCGAGGACCCCAACGUUUUGGUGAACCGCACUGUCUACCAAUCACUGCUUCAGAACGUCGACAUUUUCGGCCGCCCACCCAAGCGCUUUUACGAAGCCCUUGCCGAGUUCGCCGAUGAAGAGAAGGAAAGGCUGGAGCUUUUGCAGCUCCUUAGCGGUGAGGGUGCAACGGAAUUCAAGCGCCGCGCCGAGGUCGACACUAUCACCUACGCUGAUAUUCUCCUCGAGUUCCCGUCUGCACACCCUUCUUUCCACGACAUCGUCCGGAUCGUCAACCCUAUGAAGCGCCGCGAGUACUCCAUCGCCUCCUCCCAGAAUGUCACCCCCACUGCUGUCUCCCUGCUCAUCGUCACGGUGAACUGGGUCGACCCCAAGGGUCGUGACCGCUUCGGACAGGCUACACGUUACAUGGACGGCUUGAAGAUUGGCGAAACAGUCACCGUCUCAGUCAAACCAUCCGUUAUGAAACUUCCACCGAAGACCACCGCGCCUAUUAUCAUGGCCGGUCUCGGAACCGGUCUUGCACCCUUCCGUGCGUUUGUCCAGGAACGUGCCUACCAAAAGCAGCAAGGCCACGAGAUUGGCGAGGUGUUGCUGUACAUGGGCUCACGCCACCAGCGCGAAGAGUACCUCUUCGGUGAGGAGUGGGAAGCGUACCAAGACGCUGGCAUCAUCACGCUCUUGGGCCGCGCCUUCUCGCGUGACCAGCCGCAGAAGAUCUACAUCCAAGAUCGCAUGCGGGAGAGCUUGAGCGAUAUCCGCAAGGCGUACCUCGAAAAGGAAGGCAGCUUCUACCUAUGUGGCCCUACGUGGCCUGUUCCUGACGUCACGGAAGUUCUCCAGGAGGCUGUUGAAAUUGACCACAAGAUCAAGACCUUUGGCGACGAGAAGGCGAAGAAGGUUGAUUCCAGGAGGGCUAUUGAGACGCUGAAGGAUGAGGGGAGAUAUGUGCUUGAAGUCUAUUAGACGGAUAUGGGAAAAUGUCGAGGUAGUAGAUGGCUGGAUGGGAAAAAUAGAUCGUUCAAGGUUCAGUUUAGAUCAUGUCAGAAUUUUCACUCAGAGAUGGAGUCUCAACGCGUUCGUGAUGUUGGAUAUGCUGUUGCUCAGAGAUGCAAGAUAUGAGGUAGAGGAGUUGGUGAGGUAGGACUGUGAUGAGUAGGUAAACAGACCACGCUAGCGAGACGUCACACUUUGAC